AGUGCGCAGCAGGUCCACAGCCCGAACGUCUCAGACCCGGCGACCAACAGCUGGUGCGCGCAGUCUAUUUUCGUUUAUUCGUAAGUCAGACUUCCGACCACCGCGUCACCGCUGCAAACGCCGCCGCCGCCGUCCGUACGUUCCUCCGGGCCGUGUAAAAAAUUAAUCGACCAAUAAAUCCCUUAUCGGCUUUGACUGCUGCCGUCGUAGUUCGGUCCGGCACACGUUCAGUAUCCGAACGCACGGUUUUCCGCGUACAUCACGAUCGUACCGUCGAAUAUAGUCCGACGCGGCGAAGGGAUCUUUGAAGGCUUUGGAUGGCAGUGCACCAUGGGCAACUCGUCGUCUUCGUUCAUCAAGUAUAAGCACGGCAGCGGAGGUUUGUCGUCGUCAUCCGAAAGAACCUGUCCGCCGUCCGCACCGGGAAAACCGUAUCUGGUAGUCGCGUCCCCAGACGACGAACCGGACGUCAUUACGGUCAAAUGGAAACCACCGACCUACAACGGCGGCUCUAACGUCACCGGUUAUAUUGUGGAGCACCGUCGAACUAUUUCUCCGCAUUGGGUUAAAGCUGUUCCGGGGAAAAUCGAUAAACCCUAUUUGACUCUGAGCGGUCUCGAGCCAGGAUGCCGUUAUCAGUUCAGGGUGAAAGCUGUGAACUCAUUAGGACAUUCGCCGCCAAGCGUCGUUUCGGAUCCCGUCACGAUGACAGUGCACAGGACGGCCGUUGUGGCACCGGUUUUCAUUUCCGGGAUAGAAGAUCGCGUUGCUUUGGAAAACGAUCAAGUGAAAUUUGUUGUGGAAUUUGAAGGGACGCCUACGCCAAAAAUCAGUUGGUAUAAAGAUGGGUUCGAACUAUUCAGUAAUAGAAGACAGAGGGUAAACACGGACAACGGCGUCAGUACCUUAUAUAUUCACCAAGCCGAAUACGCUGACGAAGGCGAAAUAAAAUGUUCAGCUACGAACAAAGCGGGUCAUGCGAUUACGAAAGCUCGGCUGAGACUCGAAGCACCACCAAUGGUCCGUUUACCACAAGACUACGAAGAAGGUUUACUUUUCGAACAAAACGAGCCAAUGAGACUCAAAGUUUCAGUUACCGGACGUCCGUUGCCAGAAGUAACUUGGUUUCAUGAUGGAGAAGAAAUACGUGGUGGUGAUAGAUUUGAAGUUAUUCAUACGGAUAAAUAUACUGCUUUAAAAUUAGCAUGCGUUAAACGAUCGGAUAGAGGAUGUUAUCAAAUUCAAGCUGUAAACGCGUUGGGUGAUCAUACGGCUUCAUUUUUAGUAACUGUUACGGAUAGACCUUCACCGCCAGGUAAAGUACACGUAUCAAAAACAUCAGGUAAAUCUGUGACACUCUCGUGGAAGGCACCAGAGGAUGACGGAGGUUGUAAAAUUGGAAAUUUCAUAAUCGAGUACAACAGAGUCGGAUGGGACAUGUGGUUAAAAGCAUCGACAAGCAGGCAGCUCACAGCAGAUCUCGACGAUUUACUAGAGGGAUCGGAGUACAGAUUUCGGGUGAAGGCAGAAAAUCCUUAUGGUAUUAGUAAACCAAGUGAUGUUUCCGAACCGAUAUUCUUGCCGGAUAUCAAACGAGGUAUUUUCAAACAAACCAAUACGGCAUCUCUCUUAUUCGAGGACGACGAAAAACUGGUAAAAACUCAAGAAACGAAUAUGUUAGAAUUUUUCGGUCGAAAAUCAAAAUCACCCGAGCCAUCCACUAAGCCACGAAAAUUAAGUGUAGAUGAGGUUUCACCUCCAGUACCCAAAAGAAGGAAGAAAAAGUUAAAGGAUGAAAUAAACAAUUCGAAGACAGAUAUUUAUAGAUCAAUGAGUUUUCUGGAUGUAUCUGCUGAAAAUGCUGAAAAUUGGCAACAGCCAAUCGAACAAAAGGACCACUGGGGCCUUGCUCCUGAACUGAAGACAAAUAAUGGCAGAACUAGCCCCAGAGAUUCUCUAAAUUCUCAAAAUAUGCCAGUAUUGGAUUAUAAAGCUAAAAGAAAUUCAACAGAAUCUUUAAUAAAAUUGAAUUUCGAACGAGAGUCAGCUCCCCCUAUUUCAUUAUCAUCUCCAGAAUUAGGUCCCGAGUCUGAAGUUUUCGAAGAACAUAUAAGAAACUCGUACAGCUCUAGUGAACUACUUUACGAACGAAAUUUAAGUAGGUUCAAUGGUUAUAAAAACGAUGAAAAUUUAUCAUCUGAAGCUCAAAAAAUAGCAAUAUACGCAAUGGACAGGAAAAAUAGUUUAAGGCGGUCUCCCAUAACUAGAAGAUCGAACGACGGUUCGGAAGAAAAGUCAGUUUUUAGCGAUUCAGAUUCUGUUCAAAGUGUGAUCGAAGCAUCCAAAAGAACAAAAAAUGCAAGUAGCUUUAUGUCGCUGGCAAAUAGCAUAGAAGAAGUAUUAGAGAAUACUGGAAGAGAAAUAAUUGGUGAUAACAACGACAAAGGAAAAAAUGACAAUACACCAUUUACCUUGUAUGAUAGUUCGGGGUCGGGUAUAUCAAAGGAAUCCGAAGACGAAUAUGUAUCAGAUUAUGACUCGGAUGGGGAAUUCAUAAACUUUGGAAAUGGAAAACGAGCCUUGCAGGAACAGAAAGCAUCGAGCGCUUUCUUUUCCACAGUAUACUACGAUGAAGAUUAUUUAUCGGAUCAAAAAUUAUCGGACAGAGAACGGUCGACAUCACCCGCAGCGCUCCGAGAAAUAGAAAAGUCCGACGAAAUGUCACAAGACUCGUUGAACACCGAAUCCACGAGCAGCAGCGAAUAUUCCGACAGUCAACAAUUAAAAAACAAAACUGAUACAACUACUGAGAUAUGCACGGUGGCAGAACCAAACUCCAUAGACCCUCAGAAGUAUCGACCAAGGGACGGUAUUCCUAAGUACGUGAUGUUACCGAAUCCAUUCUACAAAGAAAGAGAAACGUCAAUGAUAGCGGUAGAGGUACCGGAAGGUUCACCGUCGCAUAACCGAGUGAAGUUCGAGCUGUCGUCAAACUCCGACGAAAUUGUACCACCCGAAAUACCCAGACGAACGGUUGACGGUAGUGACAGCAGUCACCUAGCACUACCAGUCAUCACGGUCACGGAGACUAGUGACCACAGCCCAAAAUCGGUUCUGAAAAAGAUCUUUAUGCCGGAAUUUUCGGACCAGAACGAAUCUUAUUACGACCGGUACAACAACGUGAAUUCCAGCGCAUUUGGCACGUUGAAACAACGAUCUCCGGAACGCGAGGAUGAUGACAACAAGAAGGCCGCUGAAGUGUUGCAAGAAGACGCGAACAUGGUAGUUGUAAAACAUUACGGCGACAUAUUAGAGCGAUACAGUGACGUAGUGAAAAAACCGUCUUCCAAGACGUACUUGGAUUUCGAACAGUUAAAGUUGGCUGCGGUCGAGUGCGAAUCCCCCGUGGUCCUGGUCGACGAUCGACCCAUAGACAAGUGUCAAGACGACGACAACGAAGAUGAACUAGAAUCAUACGAGAUGCAGUAUGAAGAGGAAGAAGAGGCGUACGGACGUGAACAGCCAAUAGAUGGAGAUCUCGACAAUCAGGUUGUAAACGUUGCUGAUGAUCGGUUAACGUCCAUGAUGCUGCAAGACCACACUUCAACGAAUAAUGCGAUACCGUAUUUAAAGAUAUUCGGAAAUUUAUCCCUGGCGUUGUUCGGAUAUUGGUUGUACACGUUUAAGAGCGAGAAACUGUCUGUACCAGUUUUUGGAUUUUUGUUAGUCCGGUUUUUCAAGACUCAAAUUUGGGAUAGGAUUUGAUAAUUUUUUUUUUUUUUUUGUUUUAUUCUUCGAAUUCGCGUUUUUGUACAAAAUUAUUGUUUAAUGUCUACAUAUCUACUUUUAUUGUUCGAUACCAUUAUAAUUGUAAAUAUAUUUUAUUUUUUUUUUACUCAGA
Molecule: messenger RNA, 3901 nt
Organism: Sipha flava (yellow sugarcane aphid)
Lineage: Eukaryota; Metazoa; Arthropoda; Insecta; Hemiptera; Aphididae
Gene: MnM
Product: titin homolog
Exons: 10
Coding region: 331-3765 (1144 amino acids)
Molecular function (GO): protein binding
Source: RefSeq, a predicted model, not a curated record